CACACAACACAUAACUAUGACUCGUUAAAUCAAUUAAAUCCGGACGUGAAGUCAAUUAGUUAAAUCCACUUUCUCUCUCUCCCUCUCGCGUCCGAUCUCUCUCUCUCUCUCUCUUCUCUCUACUCCAACAAACAAACAACACAUCUCUCUCUCUCCUCACGAGUCAACUCUCUCUCUCUCGCCGUUUCUUCGCCGCGAAUCGACCUCCGAUGACUAUGACGACGGAGGAGAAACCAGCAUCUGACGGCCGAGGCUGGGGUAUCUUCAAAAUCCCGUUUCGAAACUCUCACGGAAACGCCUCUAGUGCCGCCACGUCACCGUUUCCGUCGGGAGCUUCUUCCUCUUCUUCUGCAUCUUCUCAUCUCCAUAAUCACCAUCACCACCACCACCAUCAUGGCUACAACGGACCUCACGGUGAUGGAUCGGGUCAAAACCAGCACCCGACUCCUUCGCCUUCAGUAUCGUCCGUCGCUAAGUCGCUUCUGCCUGUAAAACGGAGAUUGAAGCUUGAUCCGUCGGAGAAGCUCUAUUUCCCUUAUGAGCCUGGGAAGCAAGUGAGGAGCGCUAUUAAGAUUAAAAACACCAGCAAAUCACAUGUAGCGUUUAAGUUUCAAACAACUGAGCCGAAGAGUUGCUUCAUGCGUCCACCGGGUGCUAUUCUUGCUCCUGGAGAGACUAUUAUCGCCACUGUGUUCAAAUUUGUUGAGCCUCCUGAGAAUAACGAGAAGCCAGUGGACCAAAGGAGCAGGGUUAAGUUUAAAAUCAUGAGCCUGAAGGUUAAAGGUCCUAUGGACUAUGUACCUGAGCUGUUUGAUGAGCAGAAGGAAGAUGUGUCUAAGGAGCAAAUACUGCGUGUUAUCUUCCUGGAUCCAGAACGUCCCAACCCUGCAUUGGAGAAACUGAAGCGUCAGCUAGCUGAGGCGGAUGCAGCAGUGGAGGCAAGAAAGAAACCACCAGAGGAAACAGGUCCAAAGAUGAUUGGAGAAGGACUUGUGAUUGAUGAAUGGAAGGAGCGACGAGAGAGAUAUCUUGCACAGCAACAAGGCGAAGGAGUUGACUCUGUCUAAGAACUAAAAGGUCCUUCUCAAGAAGUAAAACGAGUGUGUGCUUGUGAAGAAAGAAGAAGAGACCAAGAUAUUGAAUUUUCUCUGCUAACUUCAACAUUCAUAAUGCAAUCUAAGGAUCAUGUU
This is a messenger RNA of Brassica oleracea var. oleracea, 1190 nucleotides long. Its product is annotated as vesicle-associated protein 4-2-like. Gene Ontology annotation, biological process: endoplasmic reticulum membrane organization. The record is from RefSeq and is a predicted model, not a curated record. NCBI's taxonomy places the organism in Eukaryota, Viridiplantae, Streptophyta, Magnoliopsida, Brassicales, Brassicaceae. Gene Ontology annotation, cellular component: endoplasmic reticulum membrane; plasma membrane. The coding region runs from base 210 to 1067 and encodes 285 amino acids. The transcript is spliced from 7 exons.